GCUCGAAUUCAUGAGUUGUGAGAUGACCUGAGCCGAAGUCGGAUGCUUAACUGACCGAACCACCCAGGUGCCCAAUGCUUUGUCUUUUAAGUGUGUGUCCAUUUCUAAAUGGAAUAAAUAGAAUAUACAUGCAGUGGGUACUCAGUGGCCUUCAAAUGUAUUAUUGGUUGAUUCCAUUGCUUAAAAGUCUUAUCUUGUGGGGGUUGUUUCUGCCUCUGCAGAAGAGUUAGCACUUCAGGCCUGUAAUUAACAGUUCUCUUGAUGCUGAAUUUACUGCUAGGGGUUUGAGUAAAUUUGCAAUGAGGAAAAAAGGGAAGUCUUUAAAAAUGAUUUUGUAUUUUGUAGCUCUUGUAUCUGGAAAUAUAAAACUGGUUUAAAAUGUCACAUACUUCACAGUUUCAUAAAUGCUAGAGGGAUCAUCCCAAUCAAAGAAAGAUGCAAAAAAAAAAAAAAAUUAAGAAGGUGUUGGUGAGAUACAGCUUCUGGCGGAUGUGUUGGAGUUUAAAUUCUUUGAGUGUUGGAACCAGAACAAGUUUUCAUGUAACUGUUGAUUUUUGCUAUGAUUUGUGUCUGUUGGAACCUCUGGAAGGGGAGACAACAUGAAAAGAGAAGCAAUUUCUGGAUGGAAAUGCACAUUUGGAAUUUGAAAAAGCAGUUGCACUGCCAGUGAGCCCCAGGUGAAAUGUCCAACGCCUAGAGGCUGAUGCCAGGCCAGCAUGAUGUACAUGGUUUUGAGUGGGUCAGACUGACAACAUGAAAAGGAAGCCUUGCUUGUCACUUGGACUUGGACCAUGGCUGUCUGGUAUUGCAGUAUGACUUUCUGCAAGAAGCCAAAGAAAAGCAGCUGGCUCUCUUGGAAUCCCAGAUUCACUAAUUGUAAAAGUCUGCAUGUGACUAAGCUGAAAACUGGCCUCUGGGAGCUGUUUCAGCCCCAGCAGGAGCUGUGCUGACCUGGAAGCAGACACAGGCUCCAUGAAUAGGACUCAGACCCUGGGACCGUUGAAGGUUUAGGACCCCUUCUGUAGAGCUCUCAUUAUGAAAACCUACAUCGUGGAUGCUGGCCGGACAGUCGGGCCACAUACACAUGCCCACAGGAGAAGGCUUAUUCUCUGAUGGGACCAUCUACAAUCAAGCUGCUGGUCAGCUCUUUGUCGCGAAUGUGGAGGCUACCUGCAUCCUGAUUUGUGAUCCCUGCCAAUGUUGGGGGAGGGCACAUCACAGGGACUGUGACCCCUCCACCUGCUGUUGAAGAUCAGACUCUGGGCCUUCUUGGCAAGGAUGUCUCACUGGUGUUGACUUGUGUUUGGCUUUCUAGACUAGUUGCAGCUUAACCACAGUGGGCUGAUAGCCUGAUUCUAUUUCCUUACUGCACCCUCCCACCCCCAUACACACCUAGUAAGGUAGGUUCAUUAUUUGAAUAUAGCUGUCUCAAGAGGGAUUGAUCUAGGCUGUUCACUGAAUAAAAGGAAUGGGAGAUGAUGUACACCCAUUUGGAAACUUUUGAAAAUUCAAGCUUUCAUCCUCCACUAGUCUUCCAGGGCUCCCAGAACAAAAUGCCUCAGACUGGGGGGCUUAAAUUAGAGAAACAUGUGCUCUCACAGUUCUAGAGGCCUGCAGUCCUAGACCAAGGUAUUGGUGGGUUUGACUUCUCUCAAGCCCUCUCUCUUGGCUUAUAGAUUCUCACCGUGUCCUGACAUAGUCGCCCCUCUGUGCUGUCUGUAUCCUGAUCUUCUCUUCUUCUAAGGACACCAGUCAGUUUGGAUGAGGGCCUACCCUAGUGAUUCUGUUUUAAUUCAAUCAGCUCUUUGAAAGUCCUGUCUCCCAAUAGAGUCACAAUUCAGAGGUACUGGGGGUUAAGGCUUCAACAUAGGAAUGGCAGAGGGGACACAAUUCAACCCCUGUAACACAUCCUGACCAAUGCCUGAAUUUGUCUUUCUGGUUAAGUUAGAUAAAAAUGUUUAUCUGCAAAAAUGUAUUUGUGUCUCUUGUAUACAGCCUUUGCAGAUAAAAAGCCUGGAGGAGACUAAGAGGGGAUUGGAAGAAUGUUGUUGGGUUGCUGAACAGCGGGGCCUACAGAUUUUGUAGCAAUGAAAAGGCAAAGUCCUGGCACCUGGAGAGCCUGGGGGAAAUGGUGGGGGGCAUCAAUAAUCUUGGAAGCUUUCCCCUCUUCCUCACGGAAAGCUCCAGUGCUACCUUUCCAUGCUCUGGAGUGCUUUGAGUUCAGACCGCUGAGCCUGUGAUCACACCAGGCAGCCCUGGCUCUGACGACAGAGGGGGCCAGGGCCCUGCACUUCCACACAGAAUGCACACUCAUGAGAUGGGGACACUUGUAUCACAGACAAGUAGAAUUGUUUGGAACUGACUGCCUUCACGCAGCUCUUCCGAUACCAAGGGCUGGCUGGAUCUUCCAGACUGGACCGGAAGCCCUAGGGCGGGAGAACCGUGGUAAGAGGCUUACACUGGGGGCCCUGUUACCCUUCACUGCCUAACAUAUGUCUUGCUUGAGGUACCCUAACAUUGAAAACUCAUUUCCAGUGGGACCAUGUGCCCUCUGGGACUGUACUAAUGUCUUUGUGCCCUGUCACCACAUUGCCUCAGCCCUGGAAGGCUUCAGAUCAGCCUGAACUUACUGGCCACAGCUGUGCUGUACCUGAAUUGGUGCCUGGGGCCAGGUAAAAAUGAAUCAUACAGAAGUUUAGGGAGGAAGCCACUUGGCUUUCUAAGAUAGACUGUUGUUCUUUUUUUAAUUGAGGUAUAGUUGACAUAUAACAUUAUAUCUAAAGUAGACUUUGAUGGUUAACGGGACCCCUGGCAGGCAUAACAGAUCAGCACUGCAGUUUGGGCUCAUCUUUUUGCAUGGGGUCCUACUGAUAAUACAUUUGCUGCAAAGAAGCAUGAGCCAAGGCCAAGGGCCAAGGGGAUGGACAGCGCAGAAGGGAGUUAACACAGUAAGCCUGAGACUGCUCUCCUUGUUUGCAAGACUGACCCUUGGCUGGCAUCUGGGUAAUUGGAUUUUGAGUGGGUUGUCACCAUUACCUAAAUAGUAAGAAUGGCUCACUGUGCCUAAACUGUGCAGACAGUAUGGUUUAUGCUAAAUGCCUGCUUUUCUUCCAGGAAUCCAACAUUUUGGUAUGUGCCAGGCAGAGGGUGUCUACUUGGCCAGCCUAUUGGGCCAGCAGUAUAAAACCCUGGGCACUGAGCCUCUAAGGAGCUUCCCUGGCAAAUAACACUUCACACUUGCUGUCAUAACUCAUUGCUGGAGGCAUUAAGUGUUCUUUGUGUCUAUACUGCGAGAAGGCUCUGGGAAGCUUGUACCCGGUUUCCUCUGGGCUUUGUGCUAUGCACCUUUUUCUGUUUGCUGAUUUUGCUUUGUAGCCUUUUGCCGUAAUAAAUUAUAGUCGGCUGUCAGUAAGACUAUAUGCUGAGUCGUGUGAGUCUCCUAACAAAUCAUCAAACUGGGGGGGGGGCACUUUGGGGAGUCCCAAAACAGGAACAGGGGGGACUUCUGGGGUGUUGGUAGUGUUCUCUUUCUCAGUCUGGUGUUGUUUAUGUGGGGUGGGUUCAAGUUGUGAAAAUUCAUUGAGCUGUACAGUUAUGAUAUAUACGCUUUCUACAUAUCUUAAACUUCAAUAAAGAGAUUACACACCACCAGAGUAAAAGUAAAAAACCUUCCUUUUAUUCAGCAAACAUUUCAGUUACCCCCCCCCCUUUUUUUUUUACUAGGCAUUGCUCUGGGAGUUUGGGACAUGGGCUAGGAAAGAUGUCAUCAUUGCUUCUGCAUUUACUGGGAGGCAGGGUUGCUACUCCAGUACUUUCGAAAGUCAGGGAAAUGGGCAGAGGGAGAUGGCUGAGAACAGCGGCAAACAGGGAAGGUAUGUGGGUAUAGAGUUGUCAGAGCCUCUAGUUUUGUUUUGCUUUUUUUUCCUUUUUUUUUUUUUUGGAAAAGCCACAAAUCUGAAUUUUUAUGUGAGCUCUCUUGAGUUUUAAGUGCUGUAAACGAAUCCAAAUUUUCAAAUGUGGGAGGCCAAACACAACACCCCUGCAGGACAAUUUGGCCUUGGCCUACCGGCUUGCCAGGCAUUCUGCCAACCAGCCAUCCCUCCUCAGACCAAAGACCUGAGGGUCCACUCUUUCAGGCUCUGGGAAAUCUAGCAAUGAGCGAGCCAGACAACUUUCUUGCAUUGUGGGGGUGUCUGGUACCGUGCUUCUCAAACAUCAGGAUGUGUGAGAAUCACCUGGCAUUCACACUGAAAGGCAGCUUUCUCACUCGGGAGGUCUGGGGUAAGUAAGGCCUGAAAUUUUCUUUCUAACAAGCUCCCAGGUGAUGGUGAUGCUGGUGAUCCCUGAACCAUAUAUGCUUUGAGUAGAGUUGCUCUAUAUUCCGGAGGAGCUUAGGAGCAGCUGGCAAGCACCGUGUUUUUACUUGAGUUUUAGUUUAUUGGGGUGUCUUGGAGCUGAGGACAUCAGAGGCAAGUGCUUAAGGCUGCGCCGCCAGGUCUCUAUUCUCAGAGGUUAUAAUCUAGAAGGCAGGUGGGGGUGGAGGAAAGUGUUAGGAAAAGCUUCCUGGAGGAGGUGCAUGGGAACUGCAGGAACCUCCCCGGCCGUCGAGAAAGGGAGAAGCCCUGAACUCCCCCUCUUCUCGGGCUGGGUCUCUGCAUCCCCACGCCGUGUACGGUUUCCCAGGCAUCCCACGUGUCUGCGCCCAGCGAGUGCCUGUCAAUCAAGUUUCUCCCCUACCCGGAGCUGGGUAGGGUUUAAAGGCAGCAGCGGUGCAGAACGCUCCCAUCGUGCCGCGCGGCGGGCGGGUUUGGAUUUUAAAUCCCCGCGGCCAAUCAGUGGCGCGCAGGCUCUUGUAACGUUCCCGGCGCCGCGUUUGAAUUCGAGGAGGAGCGAAGCGGUGCCAGGUCUCUGCCCAGACUCUGCUAGGUUUGCGGAGCAACUCCGGGAACAUGAGUGCGGCGGCAACUGCAGGGAAGCUGGCGCGGGCACCAGCCGACCCAGGGAAAGCCGGGGGCCCCGGAGUUGCAGCUCCCGGGGCUCCAGCGGCCGCUCCGCCGGCGAAAGAGAUCCCGGAGGUCCUAGUGGACCCGCGCAGCCGGCGGCGCUACCUGCGGGGACGCUUUCUGGGGAAGGGCGGCUUUGCUAAGUGCUUCGAGAUCUCGGACGCCGACACUAAGGAGGUGUUUGCUGGCAAAAUCGUGCCUAAGUCGUUGCUGCUCAAGCCUCACCAGAAGGAGAAGAUGUCCAUGGAGAUAUCCAUUCACCGCAGUCUCGCCCACCAGCACAUCGUAGGCUUCCACGGCUUUUUCGAGGACAACGACUUCGUGUUCGUGGUGUUGGAGCUCUGCCGCCGGAGAUCUCUCCUGGAGUUGCACAAGCGGAGGAAAGCACUGACGGAGCCCGAAGCCCGCUACUAUCUUCGGCAGAUCGUCCUUGGCUGCCAGUACCUGCACCGAAACCGGGUCAUUCACCGGGACCUCAAGCUGGGCAACCUUUUCCUGAACGAGGAUCUGGAGGUGAAAAUAGGGGAUUUUGGACUGGCAACCAAGGUCGAAUAUGACGGGGAACGCAAGAAGACCCUGUGUGGGACUCCUAAUUACAUAGCUCCUGAGGUGCUGAGCAAGAAAGGGCACAGUUUCGAGGUGGACGUGUGGUCCAUUGGGUGCAUCAUGUAUACCUUGCUAGUGGGCAAACCACCUUUUGAGACAUCUUGCCUAAAAGAGACUUACCUCCGGAUCAAGAAAAAUGACUACAGUAUUCCCAAGCACAUCAACCCUGUGGCCGCCUCCCUCAUCCAGAAGAUGCUUCAGACAGAUCCUACUGCCCGCCCAACCAUUCACGAGCUGCUCAAUGACGAGUUUUUUACUUCUGGCUAUAUCCCCGCCCGGCUCCCCAUCACCUGCCUCACCAUUGCACCACGGUUUUCAAUUGCUCCCAGCAGUCUGGACCCCAGCAACCGGAAGCCUCUCACAGUCCUCAAUAAAGGCAUGGAGAACCCCACGCCCGAGCGGCCCCGGGAGAAAGAGGAACCAGUGGUCCGGGAGACCAAUGAGGCAGUCGACGGCCACCUAGGCGACAUGCUGCAACAGCUGCACAGUGUCAAUGCCUCUAAGCCCUCAGAGCGGGGGCUGGUGAGACAAGAGGAGGCUGAGGAUCCCGCCUGCAUCCCCAUCUUCUGGGUCAGCAAAUGGGUGGACUAUUCAGACAAGUACGGCCUUGGGUACCAGCUGUGCGACAACAGUGUGGGGGUGCUCUUCAACGACUCGACACGCCUGAUCCUUUACAAUGACGGCGACAGCCUGCAGUACAUAGAGCGUGAUGGCACAGAGUCCUACCUCACUGUGAGCUCCCAUCCCAACUCCCUGAUGAAGAAGAUCACCCUCCUGAAGUACUUCCGGAACUACAUGAGUGAACACUUGCUGAAGGCAGGCGCCAACAUCACGCCUCGGGAAGGCGAUGAGCUCGCCCGGCUCCCCUACCUGCGCACCUGGUUUCGCACCCGCAGCGCCAUCAUCCUGCACCUCAGCAACGGCUCUGUGCAGAUCAACUUCUUCCAGGACCAUACCAAACUCAUCCUGUGCCCGCUGAUGGCAGCCGUGACCUACAUUGAUGAGAAGCGGGACUUCCGCACGUACCGCCUGAGCCUGCUGGAGGAGUAUGGCUGCUCCAAGGAGCUGGCCAGCCGGCUGCGCUACGCCCGCACCAUGGUGGACAAGCUGCUGAGCUCCCGCUCGGCCACCAACCGUCUCAAGGCCUCCUCGUAGGCCUUCCUCCCCUCCGGACUGGUGCCCCUCCCACCCCCACCGGCACCUCGGCCCGUACUGGUUAGCUCCCACGGUGCUGUUUUCUAGAAUGUGGCCCCCGGCCCUGGGGGCUGGGAAGAGCUACAUUAUCCUUGCUGGUGGGUGUCUCCGUGUAAGUUAUUUUUGUACAUGUUCCGGUGUGGGUUCUAUGGCCUCUUUCCCUUCCCUCUCAACCCCGCCAUGUGAAUUGUACAGAAUGUUGCUCUUGAAUCCGGGACUGUCCUUUCCUUGCCUUUAUAUACAUUAAACACGUGAAUCUUU
Lynx canadensis (Canada lynx) is the source of this 7064-nucleotide messenger RNA. RefSeq names its product polo like kinase 1 (gene PLK1). Gene Ontology annotation, molecular function: protein binding; ATP binding; protein serine/threonine kinase activity. Gene Ontology annotation, biological process: regulation of cytokinesis; protein phosphorylation; mitotic cell cycle. The transcript has 11 exons. The record is from RefSeq and is a predicted model, not a curated record. Gene Ontology annotation, cellular component: cytoplasm; spindle pole; nucleus. Bases 4950 to 6764 code for a protein of 604 amino acids. Lineage: Eukaryota; Metazoa; Chordata; Mammalia; Carnivora; Felidae.